This is a messenger RNA of Labrus mixtus (cuckoo wrasse), 2292 nucleotides long. RefSeq names its product cilia and flagella associated protein 298 (gene cfap298). The transcript has 9 exons. The record is from RefSeq and is a predicted model, not a curated record. Bases 105 to 977 code for a protein of 290 amino acids. Gene Ontology annotation, biological process: regulation of cilium movement. NCBI's taxonomy places the organism in Eukaryota, Metazoa, Chordata, Actinopteri, Labriformes, Labridae.
GCAGUAUGUAUUCAUGUAAUUUGAGACAACGACCACAAGAAGAAGAAUUUGCCCCGUUGAAUCCUCAUGGAAGGUUUAGCUGGGUUGAAUAAAGCGGCUUGAAGAUGGUGCAGCUGCAUGUGAAGCGAGGAGAUGAAAGUCAGUUUCUCUUUAACACCUCUGUGGACGCGACUGUUGAGACUGUGAUCCAACAAAUUACAGCUGUGUACAAUGGGAGACUCAAAGUGGACAGGAUAUGUUCAGAGAUCCCAGAGCUUGCAGACCAUGGCAUCAUACUGCCAACUAAUAUGCAGGGGCUGACGGAGGAGCAGAUUGUGGACCUGAAACUGAAGGACGAAUGGGAAGACACGUGCGUGCCCAGUGGAGGGCCAGUAUUCAAGAUGGAUGAAGUUGGAAGGCGGAACGGACAUGCUCCAAAUGAUAAAAUGAAGCAAGUGUUAAUGAAGACAGUCGAGGAAGCAAAGGCUCUGAUAUCCAAGAAACAAGUCCAAGCUAACGUUUGUGUCACUAAAGAGAUGAUUAAAGAAGCCCUGGAUCAGCUAAGGGGUGCAGUUAUGAUUGUUUAUCCAAUGGGACUGCCCCCUCAUGACCCUAUCAGGAUGGAGUUUGAGAACCAGGAAGACCUUACAGGAACACAGGCAUCCCUGCAGGUGAUCACAGAGGACGAGUGCCAGCUCUGGUGGGCUGCCAAAGAGAUCCAGAGAGGGAAAAAACUGCAGGACUACAUCGGAAAAAAUGAAAAGACCAAACUUGUGGUUAAAAUCCAAAAGAAAGGACAGGGGGCACCAGGGAGAGAACCUCUGGUCAAUGAUGAGCAGCAUAAACAGAUGAUGAUGAAUUUCUACAGGAGGCAGGAAGAGCUAAAGAAACUGGAGGAGGCAGACGAUGACACCUACAUGGACUCAGAGUGGUCGGACAGACAGGCUCUCAAAAAGCAGUUUCAAGGCCUCACCAACAUCAAAUGGGGACCAAGAUAAAGGAAAAGUUAAAUGCUGGUUUUAUUUGAGGUCUUCAAGAGAAUAUAAUGUACAGCCAAGUGUUUAUAUGCCUUGUUUCUCCACUUAUAUCCCAAAAAAUUGUUCUGAAAUCUGAAUAAGUUAUAGGGACAAAUAAUAUGACACAACAGCUAUUACAGAUUUAUUUGAACUUGAAUGGGAUUUCUGUAUUCCUUUACAGAUACUUUUUACUCUUUUUUUAAAACAAAAUGAAAUUGGUGUUCGAUCCUGAGUUACUGUAUUUUUAAGUGUGUUCUAAAAAACAAUAUAAAACAAAUAAACUGUCAAAUGUAGCCUGUGUUUACCCCAUUUUUAUACAUUUUAUGUUAAUGACGUGUUGACAUUCAGUGUAGUCCAGGAGGUAGUGACUCAGCUGGAACACAGUGUAACAUCCAUCGAAGUGCAGGGACAAGGAUGCUACACCUUUCCUCUCUUUGUCUCCAAUCAUUGACACACACGCUCCUCUUAAAGUCAGGAUGUUGCCACAAAGUACUAUGGUUGUUCCAGCUCCUUUUUCCAGCAGGGAUGAGGAAGCUGUAAAGUUCAGAGUGAGAGUUUUUUUUAAAUCACUGGAGGGUUGAAAUGUGAGCACACAUUAACGGAGCCAAUUCAGUAAUUCAGAGGCGCACAGGAACACUUCAUACCAAAAAAACAUCCUGUACGCAAGGACAUGUAGAUCCCAAGAAUAAUAUCACCUUUAAUACAUUCACUUCAGGUGUUUUUUAAAGAGACAUGUAUCAGUUAUGGCAUGAGAAAAUAUUUGCUUGUACCUGGUACAAACCACUGCCAUUUUUUUUUUACCAUAACAAACCAUUACAAACUACAGGGAGCUGGAGAGGAGAGCCAACACAGUGUUUCAUGGUCAAUUUUGAGCUUUAGUAACAGAUACAAUUCCUUCUUACAUUCUUUGGUUUACUGCUGGAGCUGCUUUGUGAUCCAUUGAUGAAUCAGAGGAGCAAUGUUCUUAAAUUUCAUUAAUGUGUCAUCCCCUGGUAGUUCCAAAGGUCGGCUUAUUUCUGAAUGAGUCAGCCACAAAAACAGAUCAUUUAAGUAUAUGGCUAGAUCGCCGUCUGUCCAAAAUCCUUUGAGAGAAAUGAAUAGAUUUUUAGAAUAGCUGUCUUUCCUGCCACUUCCAUUGUGUCGGAUCAAUUUCUUAAAUUCUCUGCUGAACUGUUUACUCAAUCAUAGAUUUAUUGAUGACAGUGUAGCCAACUUACUUCCAGUUAUUUAUUUUUUUUUUACUUCCUGUCAUUCUUCCCAAUAAAAAGAAGCCAGCAGGCUGCUGGGCCUUUUUCCA